AGUCUGAGGGGUGGGAACCUCCUCGGAGGCCGCCCAGCGAUUGGCCAGAGGCUGGAAGGAGCGUGUUCUUGGAGGCGGGGCGGGGGCCGGCAGGGCGAGCCCGACGCCGAGGUGGUGGCGGCGGCCUUGAAUAAGUGAGUGAGCGGCUCCUGGAGUGCCUCUCCACCGGGGACGGGAGGUCGGGGGGUCCCGGGACCCCCGAAAGCCGCGAGGCGACGCCGAGGUGAGGCGCCGUGCGUGAACGCGGACGAGGGAAGCGGAGCGCCCCGCCCUCCCGCCCUUCCUGGACCGCGCCUCGCGGCGCCUCCCCCGCCGGCCCGUGUCCGCCCGCACCCGCGCUCGGCGCCGAGCCCCGGGUGUGCGCGGCCGACGCGCGCCCGCGCUCUCUUCCGCCCCCUCCCCGGCUCCCGCUGGCUCCGCUCCGGGAACUCGGAAGUUCCCUGGUCCUGCCCCGCCUCACAGAGGGGAAACUGAGGCCCGGGGGGCGGGCCCCUCCUUUCCCGCGUCUCCACGCAGACGCCAUGGCCGAGCCCCUGAAGGAGGAAGACGGCGAGGACGGCUCCGGGGAGCCCCCCGGGCCUGUGAAGGCGGAGCCCGCCAGCGCCGCCGCCUCCGUGGCGGCCAAGAACCUGGCCCUGCUCAAAGCCCGCUCCUUCGACGUGACCUUCGACGUGGGGGACGAGUACGAGAUCAUCGAGACCAUCGGCAACGGCGCCUACGGCGUGGUGUCCUCCGCGCGCCGCCGCCUCACCGGCCAGCAGGUGGCCAUUAAGAAGAUCCCUAACGCUUUUGACGUGGUGACCAAUGCCAAGCGGACCCUCAGGGAGCUGAAGAUUCUCAAACACUUCAAGCACGACAACAUCAUUGCCAUCAAGGACAUCCUGAGGCCCACCGUGCCCUAUGGCGAGUUCAAAUCUGUCUAUGUGGUCUUGGACCUGAUGGAGAGUGACCUGCACCAGAUCAUCCACUCCUCACAGCCGCUUACGCUGGAGCACGUGCGCUACUUCCUGUACCAGCUGCUGCGGGGCCUCAAGUACAUGCAUUCAGCUCAGGUCAUCCACCGUGACCUCAAGCCCUCCAACCUGUUGGUGAAUGAGAACUGCGAGCUCAAGAUUGGUGACUUUGGCAUGGCUCGCGGCCUGUGCACCUCGCCCGCUGAGCACCAGUAUUUCAUGACUGAGUAUGUGGCCACGCGCUGGUACCGUGCCCCUGAGCUCAUGCUCUCACUGCAUGAAUAUACCCAGGCUAUUGACCUGUGGUCUGUGGGCUGCAUCUUCGGUGAAAUGCUGGCCAGACGCCAGCUCUUCCCAGGCAAAAACUACGUGCACCAGCUGCAGCUGAUCAUGAUGGUGCUGGGUACCCCAUCGCCAGCUGUGAUUCAGGCUGUGGGGGCUGAGAGGGUGCGGGCCUACAUCCAGAGCCUGCCGCCGCGCCAGCCUGUGCCCUGGGAGACAGUGUAUCCAGGUGCUGACCGCCAGGCCCUCUCACUGCUGGGGCGCAUGCUGCGUUUCGAGCCCAGCGCCCGCAUCUCAGCAGCUGCCGCCCUUCGCCACCCCUUCCUGGCCAAGUAUCAUGACCCUGAUGAUGAGCCUGACUGUGCCCCACCCUUUGACUUUGCCUUUGACCGUGAAGCCCUCACCCGGGAGCGCAUUAAGGAGGCCAUUGUGGCUGAGAUUGAGGACUUCCAUGCAAGGCGUGAGGGCAUUCGCCAGCAGAUCCGCUUCCAGCCUUCCCUGCAGCCUGUGGCCAGUGAGCCUGGCUGCUCCGACAUUGAGAUGCCCAGUCCAUGGGCUUCCAGUGGGGACUGUGCCAUGGAGUCACCUCCUCCAGCCCCACCGCCAUGCUCCGGUCCUGCGCCUGACACCAUUGAUCUGACCCUGCAGCCACCCCCGCCGCCCAGUGAACCAGCCCCUCCGAAGAGAGAAGGUGCCAUCUCAGACAACACCAAGGCAGCCCUCAAAGCUGCCCUGCUCAAGUCCUUGCGGAGCCGGCUCAGAGAUGGCCCUAGUGCUCCCCUGGAAGCUCCUGAGCCUCGGAAGCCAGUGACAGCCCAGGAGCGCCAGCGGGAGCGGGAAGAGAAGCGGCGGCGGCGGCAGGAGCGAGCCAAGGAGCGGGAAAAGCGUCGGCAGGAGCGGGAGCGCAAGGAGCGAGGAGCUGGGGCCUCUGGGGGCCCCUCCACUGAUCCCCUGGCUGGGCUGGUGCUCAGUGACAAUGAUCGCAGCCUGCUGGAGCGCUGGACUCGCAUGGCCCAGCCCCCAGCCCCCCCCCCCGCACCAGCCCAAGCCCUGGUACCAACGCCCGCCCCAGCGCGGCCCGCCAGCCCUCCUGCUGGCCCUGUAGCCCAGCCUGCUGGCCCCCCACCACAACCUGCAGGCUCCACCCCUGGUCCUGUACCACAGCCUGCCUGCCCAGCCCCUGGUCCUGUUCCCCACCCUGCUGGCCCUCCUGGGCCCAUCCCUGGCCCUGCUCUCCAGACCACCACCUCCUCUAGCCUCCUGGACCCCCAGUCUCUUGUGCCACCUGCCGGGCUGCCUGGCCCCAGCACUCUGGGUGUUUUGCCUUAUUUCCCAUCUGGCCCACCCCCUCCAGACCCCGGGGGGGCCCCUCAGCCCUCCACCUCAGAGUCACCCGAUGUCAACCUGGUAACCCAGCAGCUGUCCAAGUCGCAGGUGGAGGAUCCCUUGCCCCCUGUCUUCUCGGGCACUCCAAAGGGCAGUGGGGCCGGCUAUGGUGUUGGUUUUGAUCUGGAGGAAUUCCUAAACCAGUCUUUCGACAUGGGCGUGGCUGACGGGCCACAGGAUGGCCAAGCGGACUCGGCCUCGCUCUCAGCCUCCCUUCUUGCUGACUGGCUUGAGGGCCACGGCAUGAACCCUGCUGACAUUGAGUCCCUGCAGCGUGAGAUUCAGAUGGACUCCCCGAUGCUGCUGGCUGACCUGCCUGACCUCCAGGAGCCCUGAGGCCCACAGCCUGUGCCUUGCCGCCAGAGGCGGGCCGACCCAGCUCCAAGGCCCACAGGAGCAUCCCUGAGGGCUGGAGCCAUGGGCCCGGCAGGGGAAGCUCGGCUUGGAUUAUUCUGCAGGUUCAUCUCAGACCCACCCUGCAGCCUUAAGCAGUCACCUGAGCCACCACCAAGCCAUCAGGAAACCCCCACUCCCGGAGCGAUCCUUUUCAGUAUUGUAUUUUUAUUAUUAUUAUUGUUGUUGUUGUUAUUAUUAUUAUUAUUACACGAUUUUUUUCCAUCAAAAUGAGGCCCGUGAAAUAUAUGGUCCCCU
Molecule: messenger RNA, 3272 nt
Organism: Equus quagga
Lineage: Eukaryota; Metazoa; Chordata; Mammalia; Perissodactyla; Equidae
Gene: MAPK7
Product: mitogen-activated protein kinase 7
Exons: 6
Coding region: 522-2957 (811 amino acids)
Biological process (GO): cell surface receptor signaling pathway; protein phosphorylation; intracellular signal transduction
Cellular component (GO): cytoplasm; nucleus
Molecular function (GO): ATP binding; MAP kinase activity
Source: RefSeq, a predicted model, not a curated record